Molecule: messenger RNA, 2352 nt
Organism: Clavispora lusitaniae ATCC 42720
Lineage: Eukaryota; Fungi; Ascomycota; Pichiomycetes; Serinales; Metschnikowiaceae
Source: RefSeq, a predicted model, not a curated record
AUGGAGAGAGUUUUGCCCCAAACAGACCCUCGCAGCCCUUUCAACGUCAACGUGCCGCCGCAGGAUGCUAAGCCCAUCCACCAUUUGGUGGCGUACUUCAAACUCUGGAAACACUUCAUUUCGGCGCUAGUGGCGUACUUGAAAGACUUGGUCAUGGCCAAAGAAUUCGAGCUGAAUCUCAACUUGCAACUUGUGGGUUCUGUACAAUUCCCAGGCUUCAAAGAUUUGGCUUACAAAUGCCUUUCCCUGGUUGAACAGCAGAUCUCACCCCAAGCCACACCAAAACUGGAGAAGCCACCACUGCCUGCGUCAAACCCCAUUGUAGGACCGUCUGCGCCUGGUCAGGAGAACAAGCGGCCAGGCUUAGCCAAAACAAAGUCUGCGCUGUCAUUUUUGAAGAACCAGACGUUUGCCCACCACCGCUCUGCCAGUCUGUCGAGCUUAAAGUCGGAAUACAGCGGAAAGCAGUUCCCGCCACCAAAACACGCUCAUACCACAAACUCCUCCACUCCGCCUGCGACAAUUGCAGCCAAGUAUGUUCCGAAGAACGAUGUGAGUGUUGAUCCGGCGUAUUUUCCGCCCGACUCGAUGUUUUCUGGAACUCCUCAGGCACUUAUCAACCACCAUAUGAAUACAUAUAGCGCGCAGGCCCGCUUAUGCCGAGAAGUCACCCACAAACUUAUUCCACGACUCGAGAACUUGCACAAGAAUUUGGGGCUCAAGAUCAAGGAGAUUCGAUCGCUGUUGAAAAACGAUUCGUUUGCGAACCCCACGCUAGUAAAAGAGGUUUCGAAGACAGGGGCUAUCCUAAGCACUUUUGUACUGUCUGUUCAGCGCUAUUCAGGCCCUAAGCCAGUGCUCAAGAAAGAGGGGGAUGGAGAUGACGAUGAUGCUUACUCCAUGAGCGAUCCUUUUCUUGUCAAGUUGCGUUUGGAUUACCAGCUCAAAAACCAAUUGAUUCACGAAAAUUACAUCUUUGCGCUGUAUGUAAACCUCCAGAAUAUUUCCAAGGACUUGCUUACAUAUGUGGUUAAGGACUUGAGUUCGGUAGCCGAACGCAUGAUUCGGGCUACAAACAACGAGGCAGUGUAUGCAUCAUCGUCGGAGAAUGUUCUCUACAAUAUGGGUGUUACCUUGAAACACAAGUUGAAUGCACUGGAACACGAGUGGCAGCAUUUCAUCUCACACAAUCCGAACUUUGUCAACACGUACCAAAGCACAGCUAAUUCAACCAAAAGAGAAAUGAGACGAUUCAAGGAUAUUGUGAUCCCAUUUGCGGACUCAUUGCAUAGUAAAUGCUUACGGUGCGGGUUCAUGUACAAGAAGCAAAAAUUGAUCAAGCUGUACACAAGUUAUUUCUACUUAUUGACCUGCAACUACUUGCAUGAGUUCAAAAUCGAAUCAGAAAAAGAGAAAGAUGGUGAGAAGAACGGACAACACAAUCCAAAAAAGAAAUCAAAAGGCAAAGUGGGUGGUUUUGUUGGUCACAACGAUACGCCAACGAAAUCAUACAACUUGAACGACUAUUCUUUUUCAGUGAAAAACGAGUCUGAUUUCAAGUUCGUCUUGACAAAGAUAUCCAACACAUCUCUGAAGUUCACAUUCAAGUGUCUGAAUGAAACAGACUUCAUUAAUUGGACAACAGAUUUGUUUGAUUUGCUCAAGUUUGGCAGCAACCACCUAAAGCGUUUCAAAUUCAUCGAAGAAAAGAUGGCUAUGCGUAAACAGGACGCCUCUGAAUCAGAGAAACCACCAUCUCAAGACGACUUGAAAUUGCAACUCAAGGGCCUUCUUUCUGCAGACUUGUCUAUGAAUAAAAUUCAAGGUCAGCCUUCAAGUCUUUCGGGCAUUUUCACGCCCAAGAUCAACUCGCCUCCCGAUCGUGAGAAGAAUCCGUUUGAAAACACUUUUGGAAACAUUGGGUCCGAACAACAACCCUCAGUGGUUACCCCGCCAUUAUCAUCUCUGCACCCAGAGUCGCCUGCAUCAGAUUUCAAUUCUGAAGGUGCUUCGUCACAGCCUGUUUCGCCUGGUGAGCCUGGCACAGAGAGUCUGGCUGAACACCAGAAGGCGCACGAGAAUUAUCUCAAGCUUCAACACGAAAUUAUGAAACAACAAGAGCAGUUGGUGGAGCUCAACCUAGCUCCUACAGACAGGCCGUCUUUGUCAAGACAUCUGUCGACAGAGUCGAUGUUGUCGGUGAUGGAGCAGAAUAAUCAUAACCUCUCAGACUUCUUGCACCAGAACCGUGAUCUCAUGAAGGAAAACACAUCUCCACCGAUCAACGACUCGCACAGUUCCGAGCUGUUGGCACCGGUGCCAACAGUUUACGUGCUGCAUCACACGAGUUAA